Molecule: messenger RNA, 2315 nt
Organism: Drosophila ficusphila
Lineage: Eukaryota; Metazoa; Arthropoda; Insecta; Diptera; Drosophilidae
Product: putative ferric-chelate reductase 1 homolog
Molecular function (GO): oxidoreductase activity, acting on metal ions
Source: RefSeq, a predicted model, not a curated record
GUCGUUGGCGGCAAUUCGUUGCGUUCGGUUUGCUAAAUCCAAGCGGUUUAUUGGACGAGAAGAAAAAGAGCUAACGCAGCUCGGAGUGAUUUUCGAAUAUUGUUGACAGCGAUUUUAGGUGCUCCACGAUGACGCGGUCGCUGACGAUACGGAGUUGGCUGACGCUCGUGAUUGGCUUGCUGGCGGUGGUCACUUGGCCGGAUCCGGGCCAGAGUCUCCCGCAAGGUGCCCCGGAAACCGUGUGCGACACCAUGCUGCCGUUCCACGGCGGUGGCAGUGUGCUGCCCCAGAGCAGCGUGUCGCCCUUCAGGGUGGAAACCUCCUCGACGACCCUCGGCCAGGGUCAGACCCUCCGCGUGGAUCUGACUGGGGUGCCAGCCGGCCUGAGCUUCGGCGGCUACAUGAUCCAGGCGAGGAACCGCAAUCCCCCCCACCAGAUUGUCGGGCAAUUCGGACCGGCCCGCGACGGAACCAUCAAGCUGAUGAACUGCGAGAACUCCGUGAACAACUCGGCCACCCACAGCAAUGCCGGGCCCAAGCAGCAUGUGCUCCUCGAGUGGCAGUCACCAGUGGACUUCCUCGGCCAGGUGAUCUUCAAUGCCACGAUUGCCCAAAGCUACAAUGAAUUCUGGGUGGGAGUGCCCUCGCAACCCGUUCAGAUAGUCCGUCGCGAUGUGACGGCUCCUUCACUGCCCACGCAGGGUCCUCCUGCCUUCGCGGGAACCACUCGCGCCCCCUAUUGGCCACCCCCUAAUGUCCAACCAAGCAACAUGGCUACCUUUGUCCCAGAUCCCAUCUACAAUGGCUGCGGGGAGAGCAAGAACUGCUUUGGUUUUCCGGAUGGUUGCUUGGUCACCCACAACUGCAAGGCCGUCACUAUGGUUUCGGUGAGGGGCGAUAUCUUCGAGUUCGAGAUUCAGUCGGGCAAGGAAACCAAUGCCGCUUAUGUGGCUGUGGGUCUUUCCGAUGACGCCAAAAUGGGUGACGACCUGACCACCGAGUGUGUGCCCGAGAAUGGAAGGGUCAACCUGUAUUCUUCCCUGACUUCAGCCUCUCCUUACUCGGCAGUGAGAUCUAGUGUGAGCCAAAACUCAGCCCGCCUGUUGGAUGCCUCCAUUGUGGACGGUGUGAUCUACUGCCGGGUGCAAAGGGACGCGGUAACCAAUGUUCAGGGACGCACCUUUGACCUGCGCAAUGGCAAGUACCACCUACUGGUGGCCUCCGGCAGCAGUCUGAAGGAGAACAGUGUGGGCUACCACGACAUUGGCCGCCUGCCUUCGGCACAGGCCAUCAAUCUGGCGGUGGUGCAGGAUUUGGGAGGAUCAAGCAGGCUGCUGAUUGAGCUCCACGGAGCCUUCAUGAUUGCAGCCUGGAUUGGAACCACCUCGCUGGGCAUCAUCUUCGCGCGCUACUUCAAGCAGACGUGGGUGGGCAGCCAGAGUUGCGGCAAGGAUCAGUGGUUCGCCUGGCAUCGUUUGCUCAUGGUCACCACCUGGUCGCUCACGGUGGCUGCCUAUGUGCUCAUCUGGGUGGAACUGAAGCGUGCAGUGUGGCAUGCCCACUCAAUUAUUGGACUGAUCACGGUCAUUCUGUGCUUCAUCCAACCCAUUGGAGCAUUAUUCCGGCCAGGACCCAAAGACAAAAAGCGACCCUACUUCAACUGGGGUCAUUGGCUGGGUGGAAAUCUGGCCCACAUCCUGGGAAUUGUAACCAUCUUCUUCUCGGUGAAGCUGCCCAAAGCUGAACUGCCAGAAUGGAUGGACUGGAUCCUGGUUAGCUUCGUGGUGGUUCACGUGCUCGUCCACCUGAUAUUCUCCGUCGCCGGAAUGGCCUCGGAGCGCCACCUCAGCCAGCGGGCGAGCUCCUUCCAAAUGGGCGACAUCUCGCAUCAUCAGCAGCAUGCCAUGCGGAACGGCAUGAGCAUGGAGCGGAAGAUGGAUGCUCCCUAUGCGGGCAUGCGCAAAGGAUUGCUCGGGGUGUACACAGUAGUGCUGGUGCUCUUCGUUGUGGUGCUGAUCCUGCUGGUGGUGCUGGCACCCAUCGAGCAGUUCCUGGGCAAGUCGUAGGCGCCUGAUCCUGGAUGGCCAAUAACCUGCUCCCCCCCCAAUACUCGUAUCAGUUUUGUGUGCUCAUUGUUUAACCCCUUCCGCCCACGGCUCUGCCCUGCGACCCACCCAGACCCCCCUUUCCCCUUCCCACGUGUCCAGCGUUAUGUUGUUAAGUGUAAUUAGGCGCAAGUGUAACCUAGGGCGGAGCAUUCAGUAAAUGUUAUAUAAUUUAUUAUUAAUAAAAUAAAACAAGCCAACAUAAAUGCA